Molecule: messenger RNA, 840 nt
Organism: Sclerotinia sclerotiorum 1980 UF-70
Lineage: Eukaryota; Fungi; Ascomycota; Leotiomycetes; Helotiales; Sclerotiniaceae
Exons: 3
Coding region: 1-840 (279 amino acids)
Cellular component (GO): cytoplasm; nucleus
Molecular function (GO): heat shock protein binding
Source: RefSeq, a predicted model, not a curated record
AUGAUUGAAAGGGAUUUUGGGGAGUUUUCGGGUUCUAAGGAUGAUUUAUACAAAAUACUUGGAGCACAGAGAUCUGCUUCAUAUGCGGAAUUGCGACGAUGUUAUUUAGAACGAUCGAAAAUAUGUCAUCCCGAUAAAAUUCCCUUUCAUCCACUUUCCACUCGUGCAUUUCAACGUCUAGCCUUCGCAUUCGAAAUCCUUAAAUCUCCUUCCUCUCGUCAAGCAUACGAUUCCACAUCUCCUUUAUCGUCUUCAACCGCCGCCUCUUCGCUACCCACCAAAUAUCCUUCUCCUUCUCUAGCCUCCGACAAUCUAUUCCGAACCACAGUCUCAUCACUCAUUCAUGAUUUUCUCACCGGCGAUUUCAUCACCAUUCGCUCUCUCCUCUCUUCUCUCAAUUCACAAUAUCCGCAUCUCAUCAAUACCGAUGUAACUUCUUCUAUUGAACUGGCUUUUAUAAAAGUAAGAGAAUUGGUGAUGAGAGGGAGGAUAUGGGCUUUACUGAUAUACAUCGAGAUGGGAAGGAUAUGGAGGGUUCAGAAGCGAUUAAGAAGUUUAGGAAGAUGGGAUUUAGUGGGAAAAGCUAGAUUGAUGGCUUUGUUAAUAAGAGUUGUGGUAGCAGUACCGGUUAGAAUUGAUAGAGCUCUGAAAGAACGAGUGGAAAAGGAAAGGAGGGCAAAAAAAGUGGAAUUAGAAGCGGAGGGAUUGGGUGAUGAGUUGAACGGGGAAGAGUGGGUAAAAGGUGGUAUUUUAAACGAGAGGAUCUGUAAAGUAUUAGAAUUUAUUAUCGGAGAGGCUGGUAAGGAUGAAGAGGGUGAAAGGGACGGUGUUCGGAUUUGA